UUUCUUAUGAAAACCGUUUUUUGUCUAAAAAUAAAAUGUUGAAAAUAUUUAUUAUGUAGCACAUAUUAAACCCGCGCUAGUGAUAAGUUGUUGAAAAAUAAAAGUGACGAUAAUUUAAAUUAUAGAAACGACGAAAACUGCUAUGGAAGUGUCUAAUGAGAUAAAGGAAGAUAUUCGCAAAACUCAAUCUGACUUGAAAAAUGCGAUACGCGUACAUCAGGUUUGGGCCACGCGUCUUCGGGAAGAUGAAAAUAAUUUACAUCUGAAAUCAAAAGUCAAAGAAGCUGAAAAUGAAAUUAUUGCCAUUGGUCAAGCUCAAAAACUAGUGGUAGACAGAUUAAGGAGAGAAUUAGAACUUUAUCAGCAGCGUUUGAAAGCUCGUAACAAGCAGACAAAUAUUGAGAAUGAUAAUCGCUAUGUAGCCCAGCAACUAAGGGACCACCAGCUUCAGUAUCGCAGCAGAAAUAGGACUGUGUCUUUACUCAAACCUUCAGUACUUAAUGAGAUUCAUAUUAAGUCAGAAAACUAUAAUGAUGUGAAAGAAAACAUAUCAGAUUCUGAGACUGAAAUCAAAUCCACAAACGAGAAAGGGAACUCAAAUCAUAGUGAUGUAGAAGAAAAAGAGAAAUAUUUGAGAAAUUUUCAGCAGAUACCUAAAGUGCAUGACAGUAGGAAUAACUUUGCUAAUGCACUAAAUAAAGUCAAGGAGGCAUUUAUCGGCAGCAACUCGCAGUCGGUUGUUGGCUGGCAGGAAGCGCCCUGGUCGGGGUCGGGGUCGCCGCCGUCGCCGUCGCCGUCGCCGCCGCCGCUGCCGCAGCGAGGCGAGCCCGUCUCGCAGGAGCUGUUCUUGAGAUUAAUUGGUUUGGUAACCCCAGCCCAGAAGGAGAUACUUGAGAAGAAGAGAAGUGAGCGUCGGAAAAGGUCCACGACAAGCACCAACAGAAAUGACUUCUUAUACGGAAACUACGACAUGUUGCCUAAACGCAAGAAAUACAAUCAAUUCCCAUAUUUGCAAUCGCACAACGAUCCUCCUCAAACACGCUCGGCAAAACUACGAAAACAGCAGUUCCAGACUCAAAGCAAGGAAUCCCGGGAAGGAUCGCCGUCUGGUUCUUCGGCUGAAACGAAAGAGGGCUGGAGCGGCAAGCCGGCGUGGGCGGCGGCGCUGCCGGCCGGGCUGUCCGUGGAGCCCGUGUACUCCGCCAAGAAGGUCUGCAACGCGUGCGGCAGGAACGAUGUGCCGUCGCUGCUGGUGUGGUGCGCGGCGUGCGGCGUGUGGCUCCACACCGGCUGCGGAGCGGCCGGACGCUGCUCGUGCGGCGCCGCCCUGCCCGACCCCGACCCACACCCCGCCACCCCCGCACACCACCUGCUGUACCGAGACAAACUGGCAGAACGCAAGCGACUGCAAGAGAAAAACAUCCAACUGUGCGUCGAACUGCGCAAGCUGGAAGCCCGGGCAGCCACGCUCAAGGAGAACCUGGACGAGCACAACGCGGAGAAGCGGCAGCUGCUUGCCGACCAGAUCAAGACGCAGAGGAACCUGCAGAAGCUCCUGGACUUCAUCAGCCAGUUCAAGGAGACGUCCAUCAGCAUCCGCUCCACCUCUGUUAGCGACUCGGGCAGCGAGAUCAGUAAAAGCAACGAGGAAUGAACUGAUGCACAUCAAAGGUUGUAGGUGAGCCGGUUGCCGUUCGUCGCAAUCGUAAAUAAAGCAGUGACGCAGUAGCCAAUAUUGUUACUAGAUAUUAAGCUAACUUGUAAGUAUAUUUCCAUUUUUAUUAAUGAAAUUUACCUCUUUCGGAGGUACCGUAUUAAGUUUUAUACAUACGUUAAUGUUUAGGGCCAAAUCUUUAUAAUUAUAACAAAUUAUAAAGAACUGUAGAUGAAUGUAUAUAAUAAGUAUAAAUCAACAAUAUGGCAUUAAUUUCAGUAUUAUGAUCUUUAGAACAGAUAGGCUGAAUUACGCGCAAAUGCGAAGAAUGGGCCGUUCAAUCAAAUAUAUCUGCGGCAAUAGGCUGGUCCACACCGAGCCAUGUCGGCCGUGCUCGCGCGGCAGCGUGCUGUGUCAUGUUAAAGGUCUCUGCCCACUACACCGUAUCAUACCAUGACCGUGCUAUGAACGUAUCAGGCACGGAAUGUAACGCGAUACGGACUACUAUGCCCAUACCGUGUCCACAUUGUUUCAUAUCCGUACAUAACGGGUUCAGUGCCCGUAGUAACCUCGCAUCAUCCCCAUAGCAUCCAUCUAUAAUCCCCGUAGCAUCCGCGUUUCAUCCCCUUAGUACCCGCGUUUUAUCCGCGA
Molecule: messenger RNA, 2305 nt
Organism: Cydia splendana
Lineage: Eukaryota; Metazoa; Arthropoda; Insecta; Lepidoptera; Tortricidae
Exons: 12
Coding region: 143-1654 (503 amino acids)
Source: RefSeq, a predicted model, not a curated record